AUGGCUGUAGAUCUCAUCAAUUUGCUUUACGCUGUGAUUAUUUCGGUGGGUGGAAUCAUCGGUUAUGCCAGGAAAGGAAGUGUACCAUCUUUGGCCGCAGGCUUGCUAUGUGGUAUCGUAAUGAUAUUUGGAUCAAUUCAGAUGGGACAGGAUGCAAAAAAUGUCACACUUUCAUUAGUGACAUCUGCCAUUCUCACUGUUGUCAUGGGAUACAGAUUCAGCAAGUCUGGCAAGUUUGUCCCUGCUGGAGUGGUUACUGUUCUCAGGUGA
Candidula unifasciata is the source of this 270-nucleotide messenger RNA. The record is from the annotation of a GenBank genome assembly. Lineage: Eukaryota; Metazoa; Mollusca; Gastropoda; Stylommatophora; Geomitridae.